Pundamilia nyererei is the source of this 2689-nucleotide messenger RNA. It is a transcript of the gene ythdc1, whose product is annotated as YTH N6-methyladenosine RNA binding protein C1. Gene Ontology annotation, molecular function: mRNA binding; N6-methyladenosine-containing RNA reader activity. Gene Ontology annotation, biological process: regulation of alternative mRNA splicing, via spliceosome; mRNA splicing, via spliceosome. The transcript has 16 exons. Lineage: Eukaryota; Metazoa; Chordata; Actinopteri; Cichliformes; Cichlidae. Bases 574 to 2619 code for a protein of 681 amino acids. The record is from RefSeq and is a predicted model, not a curated record. Gene Ontology annotation, cellular component: nucleoplasm.
CGCUGAUCGUGCUGUAACAGUGGUCUAAUGUCCUCUCCUCUCUGGUCGGGCAUUUAAUAUACUGCUUGUAUUUGGGAAGCUCAUGGCUCAGAUUGACUUUGUUACAGUCCCCAAGAGCAAUGAUGAGAGAGUCCGGGAAUGUCCGCUCCAUGUGCAGUAUCUGCUCCGCGAGUGCGCACUGAGCUGCCUGCACAUCUGCAUCUGGCGGGAUGUAAACAGCGGCCAGGAUGAAUGAAGCAAACUCCCGCGGAGAAUAAAACGGUUUGCAGUGCAUGCGACCUUUAUGCUCUGUGAUGUGGUUUCUCUCGGUUGUCUGUGUGAUGUGGUCACGUUCAGGUUUGAGAAAUCCCGUUCAGCCCCUCUGCCCUGUGCAGACUCAGUGCUCCGGCCCGACAGGUGGCGGUGUUCACCUGUCGGCUGGCAGCAGCAGAAGUAGAAGAAGAAGACGCUGCUGUUAGACAGUCCGCCAUUUGCUGACCCUCGGAUCCUCCGGUAGCUUCUUCUUCCCAACAAAUCUGCUACAGCUACACCUUCACCUGAAGCGGUACCUGCGCGCGCGGCACAGCGGCGGUGAUGGCGGCCGACCGGCGCGAGGACAAAGAUGGAGAGCUGAACGUUCUGGAAGAUUUACUGACUGAAGCUCCUGAUCAAGAUGACGAGCUGUACAACCCCGAGACAGAGCGUGACAUCAGCGACAAGAAAGGUACGAAGAGGAAGAGCGAGCGUUCUGACAGCCAGGAUCUAAAGAGGCUCCGCUCCUCGUCAGGCCACGGUACUUCUAGGUCAUCAUCCUCCAAUAAGAGAGCUCCAGGGCCAUCUCUGUCCUCCUCUAAAAAGGCGUCGAGCCCUCGCGGCCGGCACUCCACCACUUACCGUCAUGAGUAUUAUGAUGAACGAAAGGGGAGACGUGGGGCCCGAGAGGUGACGAGGAGCCGUGGAGGAGAGGACGCAAGACGGCGAGAGUCCCAGAGAGGCCUGGAGGGUCUGAGUCAGAAGUUACGCCGUGAUGAGCGGCGAGCAAGUCCCCCCCCCCAUGAGGAGGAGAACCAAUCAGAGGACGAGACAGGAGCAGAAUACGGCUCAGAACAGGCAUCGGGCAGCUCCUCCCCCGCUGCUUCCCAUGUAGAGGAGGAAGAGGAAGAUGACCAGGAGGAAGAGGAGGAAGAGGAGGAAGAAGGUAUGGAAGAAGAAGAAGAGGAGGAGGAGGAGGAAGAGGAAGGAGAGAAGGAGGAGGAGGAUGAGGAGGAAGAAGAAGAGUACGACCGUCGUGGUGGUGAGGGCAAUGACUAUGACACACGUAGCGAGGCUGGUGAUUCACGCUCCGCCUCCUCUGUCAGCUUCUCUGAUGAUGGCGAGUCAGCACACUCAGGCUCCGCCUCCGAGGCCUCAGGUUCAGAAAAGAAGCGGGAGAAGCUGUCAUCGUCGGUCCGUGCAGUUCGUAAAGGCAUGGAGAAUCCAACAAGCAAGCUGCGUUAUAUCCUGAGAGAUGCCCGAUUUUUCCUCAUUAAGAGCAACAACCACGAGAAUGUGUCACUGGCCAAAGCUAAGGGUGUUUGGUCGACACUGCCGGUGAACGAGAAGAAGCUCAAUGCUGCCUUCCGCUCAGCUAGGAGCGUUGUUCUCAUCUUCUCUGUGAGGGAAAGUGGAAAAUUCCAAGGUUUCGCUCGUUUGGCGUCAGAGUCUCAUCAUGGUGGCUCUCCGAUCCACUGGGUGCUCCCUGCUGGAAUGAAUGCCAAGAUGCUGGGAGGAGUCUUUAAGAUUGACUGGCUCUGCAGGAGGGAGCUUCCUUUCAUUAAGACCGCCCACCUCUCCAACCCCUGGAACGAACACAAGCCGGUGAAAAUUGGACGUGACGGCCAGGAGAUCCAGCCGGACAUUGGUGCUCAGCUCUGUGCCCUGUUUCCAUUGGAUGAGAACGUGGACAUUCACCAGGUGGCUCGCCGCAUUCGUCACAAACGUCGCACACCAUCGGAGCCGCGGCCUCGGGGCCGACCACCACAACGUGAACCGGGAAGGCGUCGACCUGAAGAGUAUGACCUCCACGGCAGGAAGCGACUGCGACCUGACGGUCCACCAGACUUCAGCCAGCGAGCAGGGUUCAUCCAGGACCUGAGGAGCCAGCCAGUGGACAGGCGAUUUUCUGGCGUAAGACGAGACGUGUUUCUCAAUGGGUCCUAUAACGAGUAUAUGAGGGAUUACCACCACAGUGUCGGCCCCCCGGCGCCCUGGCAGACUCUGGCGGGCUAUCCCGGCGUGGAGCAGCCACCCCCACACCAUCCACCCUACUACCACCACAGCCACCCACCGCCUCCCCCUCACCAGGCCUACCACCAUCAUCACCACCCACCCCUGCCACCACACGAGGCCCCGCCCCCUCGCUUCAGAGAUAAGCAACGAGCACCGCAGCACCGCGCCUUCACGUCCAGCCCACACGACUAUGACAUGCGAGUGGACGACUUCCUGCGGCGGACGCAGGCAGUGGUGAGCAGCCGGCGGGAGCGAGAGCGUCAGCGUGAGCGUGAGCGAGGUGGCCCGCGCCGUGACAGAGAGCGAGAGCGAGUGAGGGAUAGAGACAGAGAAAGAGAAAGGGACAAGGAGAGGGGGCGGUACCGCAGGUGAUCUGAUGACAUCACUUCUUGGCAGCCUGCACUGCUUUUUUUUUUUUUCUUUUUUUUUUUUUUUUUUUUGG